Molecule: messenger RNA, 2571 nt
Organism: Triticum aestivum (bread wheat)
Lineage: Eukaryota; Viridiplantae; Streptophyta; Magnoliopsida; Poales; Poaceae
Product: protein FAR1-RELATED SEQUENCE 5
Exons: 5
Coding region: 52-2571 (839 amino acids)
Molecular function (GO): zinc ion binding
Source: RefSeq, a predicted model, not a curated record
CGAAAAAACUCAUCUCCGUCUCUUCCAUCUCGCCGGCGACGGCGUGCCAAGAUGGCGCAGCCCGACGAGGGCAACGAGGCACUGGAUCGGGAGACCACCUCUCUGCCCACGGCUACUCCAAUCAGGCAAUUUCCGACGACUGAGACUAAUGGCCAGCCCUCGAUGAGCAGCACACCGGCGGCCUCUGCUCCAGAAUCCUCUCUGCCCACAGCUACUCCAACCAUGCAAUUGCCAAGAACUGAGACUAAUGGCCAGCCGAGAAUGAGCAACACACCAGUGAAUAAUCAAGACAUACAAGAUGCAGAUAAUACUCCAAGAGUUGGGAAGUGCUUUCAGUCAGAAGAAGAGGCGUACCAAUUUUACAAUUCUUAUGCUCAAACCAAGGGAUUUAGCAUUAGGAAGUGCCACUUGAAGUUUAGAGCAGAUGGGACUUUAAGUUCCAGAUAUUUUGUUUGUAGCAAGGCAGGUGUGAAAAAUGCUAAUCCAACACAUGUGGCCAAGAAAGAACAAGCUAUUUCGAGGACUAAUUGUAUGGCUCGAGUUCAAUUCCGCAUCAAUCAAGAGGGAAUUUGGAUUGCUCAGAAAGUUACGCUCGACCACAAUCACCAGCUUGUAAGUCCAGAUAAGAGGCACAUGCUUAGAUCUCAGCGUCAACUCUUAGAUGCCGAUCGCCACAUGAUUAAGCAAAUGAGGACAUCGGGAAUUAAACAAGCCGAAAUAUAUGAUUUUUGCGAGCUUUGGUAUGGUAAAGAUGCUAUACCCUUCUUGCAAAUGGAUUGCAACAAUUAUUUGCGAAGUGAGCGCUCAAAGUAUUUGGAAACCAAAGAUGCACAAACAUUAAUGGAGUAUCUAAAGAACAAGCAAGCUGAGGACCCUUCGUUUUUCUAUGCCAUGCAGUUAGAUGAUGAUGAUGGUACAAUAAUGAACAUCUUUUGGACUGAUGGACAAGCUAUCAUGGACUAUUCUGUCUUUGGAGAUGCCCUUUCCUUUGACACCACAUUUUCAACAAAUAAGUUUCAAAUGCCAUUUGCUCCGUUUAUUGGUGUUAAUCAUCACAAGCAGACUAUUCUUUUUGGUGCAGCACUACUAUCUAAUGAAUCUGCAGAUACCUUUGAGUGGGUUUUUAGAACCUUUCUACAAGCUAUGUCUGGUAAGCAGCCUGAAACAAUAUUCACCGAUCAAUGUGCCGCCAUUAUAAAUGCUAUUGGAAGGGUUUUCCCAAGAACACGACAUCGUCUUUGUUUAUGGCAUUUGUAUCAAAAUGCUGCAAAACAUCUAAGUCAAGUAAUCAGCGACAAUGAUAAUUUUCUUAAAGAAUUCAAAAGGUGUGUGUAUGAAGAUAGAUCACUGGCACAUUUUGAGAAUAGAUGGCAUGAGCUAUUGCUUAAGUAUCAGAUUGAGGAUAAUUCUUGGAUAAGAAAUCUGUACAAGUUGCGUGAGAAGUGGGCUACUAUCUAUCGGCGGGAUUCUUUUAGUGCAUAUAUGACAUCAACCCAAAGGAGUGAAGGAAUGAACAACGUGUUCAAGAAAACUUUCCGCAAAAGGCUUUGUCUUUCUGAAUUGAUAGAAGCAUAUGAUAAGUGCAUUGCUCGUCUUCGCCGGAAAGAAAAAUACGAAGACUACAAGUCACGCCAUACCAUUCCAGUACCCUGCCUACCAAACCUACCUUUGUUGAAGACUGCGGCUGAAUCAUAUACUAGGACACUCUAUUCUGAGUUUCAAGAGGAAUUUAAGAAGCAAUUCAGUUUAUCAUGUAUUUUCCUGAGCACCGAUGGCACAAUUAGCACUUACAAGGUGACAUCUUUCGAGUACAAGAAUGAUGAAGCCAUAGUGGCUUUCAACCCAGCUACUUUGGAGAUAUCUUGUUCAUGCAAAUUGUAUGGUUGUGUAGGUAUAUUGUGCAAGCACGCUCAUAAGGUUUUCACAUGCUGCAACAUCAUCAUCCUGCCAAGUCAGUACAUAUCGAACAGAUGGACGAAGUAUGCAAAACAAGAAAUUUUUACAUCAAAACUGAAUUGCAAUGAUAGCUUAGAAUCCAUGUUUGCACAUACUAGUCGAAAGAUGAUUUCACUUGCAUUGAAGUGCAAAACAUCAAAGGAGGUUCUUACACAUCUCAACAAUGGUAUUGAUAAGUUGGCUUUGGAAGCACUAGAAUUACUUAGCAAUUUAAACUUGGGUGAAGAUGAGGACUCUAAAAGUUCCUCCGAAAUGACUGGAUAUGUUGCAAAAACAAUGGUGCCAUUUAGAGCUCCUGAACGAAUAAAAGGUUCAAAGCAAAAAAGAUCAAAAGAUGUGCUAGAGGGAGCAAAGAAAGGAAAAGGUACAAACUAUCCAGCAAAGGAGUCCGUGUUUGUUCCGUCCGCAGCUGGCCCUUCGGAAUAUGAUUUUGGUGGUACUAUAAAUCCAUCAAUAUCCAUGGCAUUUGGAGAGUAUCCAUCAUUUUUAGGUCAACCUAUCCAAGGAGAAUUCACAAGACUAUUGCUUGAGGCUCAUGGAGAUGGCACAACACCGCCGGCCGCUCGUCAACUGGAUUUCAACGGUGGUGCUAGUACAUCAAGGUUUCAGCCGUGA